CUACACUCAAAAAGAAUGGCUACAGCAAAUUAUUCACUAGUGACUGAGUUUAUGCUUAUAGGACUGACUGACCAGCCAAAGCUCCAGCUGCCCCUCUUCCUCCUGUUCCUGGCUGUCUAUGUGAUCACUGUGGUGGGGAACCUGGGCAUGAUCAUAUUGAUUAGACUCAGUUCUCAUCUUCACACCCCCAUGUACUAUUUCCUCUGCAGUUUGUCCUUCAUUGAUCUCUGUCAAUCAACUAUCAUCACCCCCAAAAUGUUGGUGAACUUUGUGUCAGAAAAGAACACUAUCUCCUAUCCUGAGUGCUUCACUCAGUUCUAUUUUUUUGCCUUUUUGGCAAUCUCUGAAUGUCACAUGUUGGCUGUCAUGGCUUAUGACCGCUAUGUUGCUAUAUGCCAUCCCCUUCUUUAUAGUCUUAUGAUGUCCCAUCAGGUGUGCUCCUUGUUGGUGAGUGGGGUGUAUGCAUUAGGCCUGGUUGAGGCCACAGUUCACACAGUAUGCUUGCUUAGAGUGAUCUUCUGUAAAGAUUAUGUUAUCAAUCAUUACUUCUGUGAUCUUGUUCCACUCUUGAAUCUUUCUUGUUCUAGUACCUAUGUCAAUGAUGUGGUGAAUCUGGCCUUUGGUACAUUUAAUGUCCUUUUUCCAACCCUGAUCAUUAUUUGCUCUUAUGUUUUGAUAGUUGCUAGCAUUUUGAAAAUUCAAUCAACUGAAGGCAGAUCAAAAUCCUUUAGGACCUGCAGCUCCCAUAUUGUAACAGUCGGUGUCUUCUUUGGCUCUGGUGCAUUCAUGUACCUCCAGCCAUCUUCAUCCAAUUCCAUUGGUCAUGGGAAAGUGUCCUCCAUGUUUUAUACUAUUAUUGUGCCCAUGCUAAACCCCCUCAUCUACAGUCUGAGAAAUAAAGAUGUUAAAAUCGCCUUGAACAAAGUGAUAGAAAGAACAUUCCAUUGA
Messenger RNA from Dromiciops gliroides (monito del monte), 948 nucleotides. RefSeq names its product olfactory receptor 8G1-like. The record is from RefSeq and is a predicted model, not a curated record. The transcript has a single exon. Gene Ontology annotation, cellular component: membrane. Bases 16 to 948 code for a protein of 310 amino acids. Gene Ontology annotation, molecular function: olfactory receptor activity; G protein-coupled receptor activity; odorant binding. Gene Ontology annotation, biological process: sensory perception of smell; G protein-coupled receptor signaling pathway. Lineage: Eukaryota; Metazoa; Chordata; Mammalia; Microbiotheria; Microbiotheriidae.